AGAGUGUGAAUAAAAUUUAAUAUUAAUAAAGUAGACGAGCGAAAAGUGGCUACAUUUGAAUAGCUUAAGUUUCGUAAUACUGAGCAAAAGUACUGGGCUGAUCUAUGUGUGUAGCUAAGCAAAACAUAGAAGCGGUAUCUUAGUGUCUUUAGGAUCCCACUGAAUGCACGCGAAUCAGUCAAUUCACUAUAAAAUUGGAAAAAGACGAACCAAAUCAUUUUAUUGUAAAAUACCCGCCUUUCCAAAUAUAUUUACAUCGUUAAAAUGAAAUUCACACAAUAUUUAGCAGUGAAUGUAUUACUAGUUUUAUUAAGUCUAUUAACGGUUCUAGCCGAUUCUACGACAACAGCCUCUAACAACAAACAACACACAACUUUACAUCAUAACCAUCAUCAUCAUCAGCGGCAACAUCUAACGCAUAAGCUCAGACAUCACAUGCUGGCAAAUGGUGGCAGACAAGUAAAGAAAUUAGAUUUGAAUUCGCCACAAAUUUAUGCCGCCACACUAACAUCCCGAGGAGUUCAACGCACGAGCAAAGAUGUUGAAACAGUUGAUGAAGGAGGUGUUAAAAAUAAACCAAAGAAUUUAACAUUUACAGCAGCGUCGGCAGCCGCUACUAGACUAAGACGUAUUAGUCCGCGUAAUUAUUAUAAUAAAGUUCUGCAAACUCAUGUUAAUGUAAGACGUCACAAUAACAAUAACAAUGUCGGCAACGAUUGGGCCUACAAUUCAUAUAAUAUAUUCACAAAUACUUUCGGUGCACCGGUAAGCUCACACGCGGGUAAAGGUGACGAUAAUACGGAUGAUGUUGAAUUUAUUAGCGCUAGCGGCAAUAGGCAAUUACCCGAUUGGUCUAGACGCAGUUUUGGGGGCGCAGUUCCGCCUAUUGUCCCCACAAGGCAGCCAAUAACUACUAGUACAACAACAACUACUACUAUGGCCCCGCCAGUUUUAGUGCCAGCUAGACGUGGUUACAAUUCAAUAACUAACUCAAUUAGCGGAGAUUCUGUUACCACUGAAGAUCCCUUUGAGAGCAACUCUGUCCAUCGAAAUCCAGGCAGCAUAGAUCCUAAAGAAAUGGAAAGGCGUCACAUUUGCGUGCAACAGCGUACCAUAACGAUACCAGAGAAGAAAACUGAAGUUUACACACGUCCAGUGCUGAGGCACAUCAGUACACCGUGUCAAUCGCAAACGCAUCCAAAUCAAAUGUGUACACGCGUCCAAGUAAUGCACGAACCAGCAUUUCGUGAUGUCAUACGUCACAAAUCAGCACAACAGGUCACCUAUGAUUGUUGCAAUGGUUGGACAAGAGAAUCGCCGAAUGCCGAUGCAUGCCUGAAACCGGUUUGUUCAACAGCAUGUUAUAAUGGUGGUAUAUGUUCUGCCCCAGAUACCUGUUCUUGUCCUACUGGUUUUACUGGACGUUAUUGUGAACAAGAUAUAAAUGAGUGCAAUGACAAGAAACCGUGCGAUCAAAUGUGUGUAAACACUAUGGGUUCAUAUUAUUGUAAAUGCCGCGAAGGCUUCCUAUUGCAAGAUGAUCAACAAAGUUGCAAAAAAAUAGGCGAUCUUAUCUCUCAAGGUUCACACGACGAUGAUGCUUUUGAGGCACGCGAUAUGGAAAAUGAAAUUGAAUCACAGGAGGACGUAACGGCUCGUUUACAGAAAAUUGAGAAAAUGUUGGCUAAUGAGAAAGUGCAUACGCAUGACUUGGAGAAAACCCUGCAGAAUACCUAUAAAAUGGUGGAUAUAUUGAAAAGUCGUUUAAUUAAUCUGGAGAAACAGCAAUUUGAUAUUAAUCGCUUGCAAACGAAUCUCUACAAUACCGAAACACGCACCUUAAAAUUGGAAGGCAUGGUUAACCUCUUAAUGAAAUGUAGAAAUGGACCGAAUACUCAUUGCCCGUAGACGUUAAUUUUAAUGUAAUUGUACUUAUAAAAACGAAAUUACAAGAACUGCAUUUUCUUUACUUUAUUUUUUUAUGCAUAUUUAGCUUAAUUAAUAUACUAAAGCUGUAGAUGUCUUCCCCAUAUUCUUGCAUUUUUUAUACUUUUUAUGCAUAGUAAAUAUAUGUCAUAUAUUAUGCAUGUGUGCUUUUGUAUGUAAAAUCAUUCCCGAAAUUUUUUGUAAUUUGUUUUUUUUUUU
Messenger RNA from Glossina fuscipes, 2145 nucleotides. It is a transcript of the gene slow, whose product is annotated as versican core protein. The transcript is spliced from 6 exons. The coding region runs from base 265 to 1908 and encodes 547 amino acids. Gene Ontology annotation, molecular function: protein binding; calcium ion binding. The record is from RefSeq and is a predicted model, not a curated record. NCBI's taxonomy places the organism in Eukaryota, Metazoa, Arthropoda, Insecta, Diptera, Glossinidae.